Molecule: messenger RNA, 1377 nt
Organism: Thyridium curvatum
Lineage: Eukaryota; Fungi; Ascomycota; Sordariomycetes; Thyridiales; Thyridiaceae
Exons: 3
Coding region: 1-1377 (458 amino acids)
Molecular function (GO): transaminase activity; pyridoxal phosphate binding
Source: RefSeq, a predicted model, not a curated record
AUGACUGCCGUUCAGCUCACCCAACCAGCCCUCGGACUGGAGGCGUCGCACGUCGCCGCGCCUCUCAGUAUCCAUGUGACCAUCGAGAAUGAGCUUGCGUCAGCGAGGUCAGAAUAUGUCAAGAGGCUGCCAGCUUCCAAAGCCCAGCACGAACUGGCGUCUAAAUUUCUGCCAGGCGGCAAUACCCGCAGUGUUUUGUUCAACGAGCCAUUCCCCGUUGUAAUGAGAGAGGGCCGUGGGAACAGGCUAUGGGAUAUCGAUGAGCAUGAAUACCUCGAUCUGGUUGGAGAGCUCACCGCCGGCCUCUAUGGCCACUCCAACCCGAUAUUGAAGGAGACGGUGGUGUCGACCUUGGAAAACACCGGCAUCAGUCUCGGUGCCACCACGAAAGGCGAGUCCAGGCUUGCGGAACUUCUAUGCCAGAGAUUCCCAAGCGUCGAGCGAGUGAGAUUCUGCAAUUCCGGGACGGAGGCGAAUCUCUAUGCGCUCAGCAUUGCAAAGCACGUCACAGGCAAGAAGAAGGCCAUCGUAUUCAAUGGGGGUUACCACGGAGGCCUUCUCAGUUUCGGGCAUGGCGUCUCCGAGAUCAACGUGGAUAAAAAUGACUGGGUGCUUGGUACGUUUAACGAUGUUGAAGGCACGAAGAGCUUGAUCGAAGAUACCCCGGACGUCGCAGCUGUCCUCGUUGAGGCAAUGCAAGGCGCCGGAGGCUGCCUUCCCGCCACCGUUGGGUUCCUGCAGACGAUCCAGGCGACAGCUGAAAAGUGCGGCGUGGUUUUCAUCUUGGACGAGGUCAUGACUUCCAGGUUACAUCCACACGGACUGCAAGGAAAGUUCAACUUGAGGCCAGGCCUCACAACCUUUGGCAAAUACAUUGGCGGUGGCAUGUCGUUUGGCGGAUUUGGCGGCAGAGCAGAUCUUCUAGCCUCCUGCGACCCCAGGCAACCCUCAAGCCUCGUCCAUUCAGGCACGUUCAACAACAAUACACUCUCCAUGAACUGCGGCUUUGUGGGCCUUUCUCAGAUAUACACGCCAGAGGCAGCGACAGAGCUCAACAGCCUUGGAGACUACUUCCGCGAGCGCUUGCAGGAGGUCGCUAAGGGCAGCCAGAUGGUGGUGACUGGGGUUGGGGCAGUGUUGACCGUCCACUUCCAGACGAACGGGGCGGUGCCAGUCUGCGUGGAGGACUUGGAGGCGCACAGCAACGCGCCUCUCAAGAGGCUGUUCUGGUUCUGGUGCUUGUCCAAAGGCUUCUGGAUAACCGAGCGUGGUAUGGUCAGCAUCAUUCUCGGCACGACCAAGGAUGAACUCGACUCUUUCGUGGAGGUGGUUUGCCUUUUUCUCAAGAACUACUCCCACCUCGUAUCGUUGCACUAG